Molecule: messenger RNA, 1340 nt
Organism: Nematolebias whitei (Rio pearlfish)
Lineage: Eukaryota; Metazoa; Chordata; Actinopteri; Cyprinodontiformes; Rivulidae
Product: 3-hydroxyisobutyrate dehydrogenase, mitochondrial
Exons: 8
Coding region: 18-1004 (328 amino acids)
Biological process (GO): L-valine catabolic process
Cellular component (GO): mitochondrion
Molecular function (GO): 3-hydroxyisobutyrate dehydrogenase activity; NAD binding; NADP binding
Source: RefSeq, a predicted model, not a curated record
GUCAAGAAGAGAGAAGCAUGGCUGCGAUGAUGUAUAGAGGCUCUCGAAAUGUAUGGCUCAGGUGGAAUAAGCACUUUACCGUCGUGUCAACACGAUCCAUGGCCUCGAAGACACCAGUGGGGUUUAUCGGGCUUGGAAACAUGGGCAGUCCAAUGGCCAAAAACCUGUUAAAAAAUGGGUACCCUGUCAUCGCGACUGACGUCUUUCCAGAAUCUUGCAAAGAGCUGCAGGACCUCGGUGCCCAUGUGGUGGACUCUCCUGCAGACGUGGCCGAGAAAGCAGACCGUAUUAUCACAAUGUUGCCAUCUAAUCCCAAUGUUAUAGAGGCUUACACAGGCCCAAAUGGCAUCCUAAAGAAAGUGAAGAAGGGGACGCUAUUAAUUGACUCCUCUACAAUUGAUCCUGCCGUCUCUAAAGAAAUGGCUGUAGCUGCGGAGAAGAUGGGAGCUGUGUUCAUGGAUGCGCCAGUGUCUGGAGGUGUUGGGGCUGCCAGCAUGGGCAAACUGACCUUCAUGGUUGGUGGACUGGAGGAGGAGUACAAUGCUGCACAGGAGCUGCUCAGCUGUAUGGGAGCCAAUGUUGUUUACUGCGGACAAGUUGGCACUGGACAGGCAGUAAAGCUCUGUAACAAUAUGCUGCUGGCCAUUGGGAUGAUUGGGACAGCAGAGACCAUGAACCUUGGCAUCAGACUGGGUUUGGACCCCAAACUGCUUUCAAAGAUCCUGAACAUGUCCUCAGGUCGUUGCUGGUCCAGCGACACAUAUAACCCAGUCCCAGGUGUAAUGGAGGGGGUCCCUUCUGCCAACAACUACCAGGGUGGCUUUGGGACAAUGCUAAUGGCCAAAGAUCUUGGUUUGGCCCAAAACACUGCCACCAACACAAAGACCCCCAUCCCUCUGGGAUCCCUUGCCCACCAGAUCUACCGAAUCAUGUGCUCACGCGGCUACGCUAACAAGGAUUUCUCAUCCGUCUUCCAGUUUCUGCGCGAAGAGGAAGGCCAGUGAAAGGAGGGGGGAGGAUGGCUGACAAUGUUGCUAUCAUAGACUAUUACACACACCUCAGAACCACACACCCCAGUGUCCCUUAUCCCAAUAUGCUCAGGAGAGACUAAGGCCCUGCUCUGAAGCACAGAUCUGCAGUCCAAUUAUCAUAAUGUAUUUUUACACAUGUACCCUUGUGGCUUUAGGUGAAUUUGUGGUGGUGCUUUUAUCUUAAAGGAAAUAAAGCAGUUCUUUAUUCCAGUUUGCAUUGAAAAGCCAAAUACAGAGGUAUGACUAGGAGCUGCAGGUUUACAUACAACUUUGCAACUAAAACAUUGUUUUUUUUUUUUGAAGGGGCUG